Messenger RNA from Anopheles nili, 2064 nucleotides. Its product is annotated as nose resistant to fluoxetine protein 6-like. Gene Ontology annotation, molecular function: acyltransferase activity, transferring groups other than amino-acyl groups. The record is from RefSeq and is a predicted model, not a curated record. NCBI's taxonomy places the organism in Eukaryota, Metazoa, Arthropoda, Insecta, Diptera, Culicidae. The transcript has 5 exons. The coding region runs from base 1 to 2064 and encodes 687 amino acids.
AUGGCACUGGGAACCACGCUACUAGCGCUGCACGGUACGUUGCUGUUAAUGGGAGCAACCGCAGCGGAGCACUCAUUUGCCGGAACCUUCCAGAUGGAGGAGUAUCUGAAAUUUCCACCACUGUUCGUGUACGAUGACUUCGAGGACUGCCGCCGGUGGUACCGGGACGAUUACGUUUAUUGCAUCGUAAAGGCACCGCUGGCUCCGGACGAAAAUUCAGCCCUGUGGAGAAAUCUAAGCUACUUUUCAGCCGACAAUCACCACUACGACCACACGCUGCUCGAACGGGGCGUGUGUGUGCAAAAGUGUCACGAUGCGAUCAUCCAGAACGCGACGGAACUUGGAACGGAUCGACUCACCCGUGAGCAGCUCAUGCACCGGUGUAUACAGGCGGAAAUCGAACCUCACUACAAUCUGGUUGUGUCGAGCGAGUUGCACGUUCAACACUGCUACUCGCGGAGCACCGAAAACAUCCCUUAUGAUGGUCUGGAUUUGGCGUUCUUCCUGCUAGCCGCAGUCAUCAUCCUCCUUGUGAUCGCCUCCACCGUGUACGAUCUUCACCAACAAGCGCAACAGAACUUCCCCGAGGAGUACUUCCAGCGCAACUCCAAGCUAGCCCAUCAGCGUCUGCUCACAGCGUUUUCCGUGGCACGCAACAUUCGUCGCCUUAAGGAACCGAUCCACACGCAAACUCGCGUCGAUCUCGCCUGCCUAGAGGCGUUCCGGUUCGCCCAGACAUUCCGCGUCGUCUUCCUGCACGUCACAAUCGCACAUCUUAAGAUACCGCAGCGCAAUCCCGAAUAUCUCGAGCAGCUGCAACACAGUGCAUCGCUUCAGACGUUCAUCGCCGAGUUCCAAAAUUACGUCCAGACGUUCUUCACGAUCGGCGGAAUGUUGCUGGCGGUUAACGUGCUUGAUCACGUGCGCAAACACCCCACGUUUCGGUUGGCGUACUUCGGUGAGCGACUUCUGAAUCGCCUCUGUCGUCUGGUGCCAACGUACGCCUUCAUGAUCCUGCUCGAAGCGUCCGUCAUGCGGCAUUUGGUGGGCGGACCAUUCGGGCAGCAGUUCAUUGGCGAGUCUUCCGCUAACUGCCAACGGUGGUGGUGGGCAAAUCUCCUGUUCGUGAACAACUACAUCGCCUGGCAUGAACCGUGCUUCAUACCGUCAUGGUAUCUCGCAACGGACCUUCAGCUGUACGUGUUUGGAAUGGCGAUAAUGAUGGUUUUCUGGCGAUGGCCUUCCACCAAACGGUACAUCUUUGGUGCCAUCUUUUUGUACAGCGCAGUCAUACCAGCAGUGGCCUACCUACUGUCCAACAUCACACCCGUCAUGACAGUCGACAUGAAGGACGUGGACCUGUACAUACGCGGUCAGCGUUUCCAAAGUGAGCUUUACUUCCCGUUCCACCAAAACACCGGAAUCUACUUCAUCGGCAUGCUUGCCGGUGCGAUUUAUCACCACUACCGGGAUCAACGUAAGGAGCUGUUCCAACAGCCCGUCUUCCGACAAAUGGUUCACCUGAGCGGAUUGCUGUAUGUCUUCUGCAUGGCCACCGUGUCCUGGGUGGUGUCAAACCUGUCCUGGCUGCCAGCAGCCGUACUUGCCGUGUACGCAAGCGCGUUCAAAUUUAGCUGGGGCCUGUUCAACACUGUGCUUCUGCUGGCGCUCGCACUGCUUCACCGAAACAACUGGAUCAAGAUGGCGCUUAGCCAUCCGAUCUUCCGAGUACUCGGUAAACUCGGCUACAGUGUCUACCUUAUCCACUUCACCGUGAUCAUGCAGGUGUAUGGUCGCGAAAAGGCACCCAUCUUCAGCAACGAACAGAUCGUCACCGGCUACACCGUUGAAGUGCUCUUCUUUAGCUACAUCUUCGGUACGUUGCUGUGCGUGUUGGUCGAGCUGCCGACUGGGGCCGCGCUCAAGGAACUACUCGAACCAAAGGCACGCAAAGCCUCCAUCAACCAGGUUCACACGGCCCCGGAACCGAUCAGUGGAACAGCACCAUCCAGCACGCCAUCACCGGACGCGACCAUUGGAGCGGGCUCUACGGAAAGUCUCUGA